Salvia miltiorrhiza (redroot sage) is the source of this 757-nucleotide messenger RNA. RefSeq lists its product as uncharacterized. The record is from RefSeq and is a predicted model, not a curated record. Lineage: Eukaryota; Viridiplantae; Streptophyta; Magnoliopsida; Lamiales; Lamiaceae. The transcript has 2 exons. Bases 153 to 617 code for a protein of 154 amino acids.
UAUGGACACAUAUAUAUUUUAGGUUACAUAUUUUUCGGGAUCCCGUGUGGUCGACCACCCGCAAAACUACUUCUUAUAUUUCACCCACACAAAUAGAAAUAGCAAAUUCUUUGAUCUCAUUCCAGUUACCAGCUAGCACUCAUCCCUUCAAGAUGAUGCGAAAAUUUUUAAAUGGGAAGAAGGGGACUUCACAUUUUGAUCGUACAAAGAUAGUGAAAAGAGAGCAAUAUUAUAACUAUGAAUGGCAAUCUGAUCGAGGAGUGAGAGCUCACAUAGAAAGAAUUUAUGGUUUGUGUAAUAAAUUGAAGGAAAUGGGUGAUUUGAUUAGUCACUAUGCAGCUACCAAACACAUGAUGGAUUGCAUGCCAAAUGAUUUGAAGCCAUUAUGUCAAGCAGUCUUUGAUCAAACUAUUGAAGAGGGGCCUUGCUUCGAGGUCCGAGUCGACUACGACAUGUUCGUCACUCGACUGCUCGAUCGUUGGGAAGUUCUUGUGAACGGAAGAGUCGAGGUGAGCGACGAGGAGAGGGAGGGCGAACGUAUGGAGAUGUCGCAACGGAAGAGGAAGAAGAGGGUGAGAGUCAAUCGAAUCGAGGAUAGUAGCGACGAUGAUCUUUGAUAGUAUUGUGUGAUAGAGCGAUUACUUUGCAUGAAUGAGAGAGAAUAGUGAAAGAGGAAGGGUCAUUAUUAGUAUUUUUAUGUUCUAUUUAAUUUCUGAUAAUUUUUUUAUAGGUAUGUUAAAGUCAUUUUAUUAACACA